Messenger RNA from Morchella sextelata, 411 nucleotides. RefSeq lists its product as uncharacterized. The transcript has a single exon. The coding region runs from base 1 to 411 and encodes 136 amino acids. The record is from RefSeq and is a predicted model, not a curated record. NCBI's taxonomy places the organism in Eukaryota, Fungi, Ascomycota, Pezizomycetes, Pezizales, Morchellaceae.
AUGACCACUAGCAUAAACCCCUCCGUCAUGGCCGCCUCCACCCGUGACAUCCGCAAAGCUGAAGUGGCUGCCUACGCCUCUCGCAUCGCAGUUUCGAUUACCGAAACUGCUGCUGUUAUCAACUCCUCUACAUUCCACGUGAAAUGCGUCAACGUGACCCUCGCGGCCCUCGGGUAUGACAUUAUUCUCCACGCGCCACGCCCCGGUGUUAAUAUGACGGCGGAAAUGCGGGACUUGGUCUUUGAGGAGACCCAGAUCAGCUUGUACAAAGACUACAAGAUGAAGGAAAUCCAGCUCUAUCAUGAAUUGCGUUGCGAGAUCCUUAAGGAGGAGAUGGAGCAGGUGGAAAGGGAGAAGGCGCAGGAUGAGGCGGCAGGAAUCGUCGAGGAGGAGAUCGAGUUUGAUGGGUAG